CAUUCACUCUCUGCAAAAUUGGAUCUUCACUUCAUCACAUCCUCUGCAUUCCCUCCCUUUAGAUCGAUCGAUCCGCGCAAUUGGAUUGGAUUGGAUUGGCAUCCGCAGAGAAUUGCGCUCCUCUCCGAUCCGAUCCACGCAGUCGCAAUUGCAAUUGCAAUUGCAAUUGGAGGGAGCCGUCCGUCCUGGAUCGCCGGCCGGCCAUUGCUCAACUGGAUCCGCCCCAGCAGAGCAGAGCAGAGCAGUUUCAGCAGGCAGGGAGGCGGCAUCAGGCCGGUGAAGCAGUAUGAUGAUGGGGACCGAUGUGUGUUCUUCGCGGAUGCUGUCGCUGCCCCGUUACGAGAGCGGCGACGAGGAGCUCACCGUGCUGCCCAGGCACACCAAGGUUGUCGUCACCGGUAACAACCGAACAAAGUCCGUGCUGGUCGGCCUGCAGGGUGUGGUCAAGAAGGCUGUUGGCCUUGGAGGAUGGCACUGGCUGGUUCUCAAGAAUGGUGUGGAGGUGAAGUUGCAGAGGAAUGCCCUCAGUGUCUUGGAAGCUCCGACUGGCAACGAGGACGAUGAUGAGAUCGACGGCGGUAACAACUCGUUCUGCGGCAGCUUUCACAUGGGAGACAAAGACAUGAACUACUCAAGCAUCGAGUACCAGAAGCCAACAAAGCCAAGGGUCCGGCACACAAGGCCAUGGUCUUCCUGCACGACGACGUCCAGCAGCCGGGCCAACAACCUUCACUCGACUUCGAAGCUGCGAGCGAGAGUGAACCUGACAAAGCUUGGAACACCCACACUAUGGAGAUACUGGAAGCACUUCAACCUUGGUGGUGAAAAAUGUGUGCAGGUGAGCAUGAACCCGACUCCAUCAGAGGAGCAGCUGUUCCAUGGGGUCCAGCAGCAUUUCCAGUCCCAGCAAUUGGAUGAGUUGCAGGUGAUCUUGGGGUUCAUCCAGACGGCAAAGAGGCUCAAGACCCUGUACAAGAACAACUAGCCCAGCCCUCCUUCCUCAGAUGCAUACAUACAUAUGCUUCACCUUCACCAGUGGUUUCAGUUGCUUGCUGUUAGUAGAGAGAGAGAGAGAGGUUAGAUGAUGCAUCAUGUGGUUAAGUAAGUAAGUUAUUAAUGUUAGUCUCCUCCUUGGGAAUGAAGCAAGUUGUGAACAGAGAGGGAUUUGUACUGGCACAUUUGAUCAGUACAAAUUCUUCAGUAGCUUCUUCUUCUUCCUCUUCUUCUUCUUCUUCUUCUUACUCCUUGUAAUGAUGAGAGAGAGAGAGCGCGCUCAAAAAUGAUGGAUGCUGAAUCAUGUAACCCCUUGCUGCUGCUGCUGCUGCUGCUGUUUGUUAUAACUGACCACCAAACCAAACCAAUCUCAGUUAUUUGGAGAGAUACUAAAUACUAGCAAGUAUUAUACUAAUUAGUUAAUGUGAAGAAGGUACUCUAUGGAUGGAUGGAUGAAUGAAUGAAUUAUAUAUAUAUGCCUCCUUUUUA
Molecule: messenger RNA, 1482 nt
Organism: Triticum dicoccoides
Lineage: Eukaryota; Viridiplantae; Streptophyta; Magnoliopsida; Poales; Poaceae
Exons: 7
Coding region: 287-985 (232 amino acids)
Biological process (GO): regulation of DNA-templated transcription
Cellular component (GO): histone deacetylase complex
Molecular function (GO): transcription coregulator activity; protein binding
Source: RefSeq, a predicted model, not a curated record